AUGGGGAGUGAAGAGGUUUUGGGGAGUUCUACAGUUAUCAUGGAUCCUAGUAUCAGCCCAUGCAAUGUUAGCAUGGUCCAGCAUAUGGAUGAUGCCGAGGAGAGUGAGAAUUUGGGCAUUAAUCUCCUUAACGAUUUGGAUUUGUAUUUUGAGGAUAUUGAUGAUCGGUUGAACAUUUCAAGAAUGGUGAGUGAUUCAAUCAUCAAGGGCAUGGUGUCAGCAGUUGAACAAGAGGCAGCACAGAAGAUUGCUCAGAAAGAAUUGGAGUUGACUAGAUUGAAGGAAGAAUUGCAUCUUUACCAUGUGGGUUCAGAGGAGGGAUCUAUUUGUUCAGGGAUGUACCAAGAGCAAAAGAUUAGAAAAACUGGGCUUUGUUCAGAUACUUUUAUGGAGCACGAUAGGUUACAAGAAUCUUUGGAGAAGCUUAAAAGUGUUGUUAAAGGACAGCUUAAAAAGCUCAAGAAAGAAAUGCAUAAGGUUAAAGGGUCCUGUUCUAUGAGGAGGAAAAAUUCAGCUUCUGAAAUAGUGGGGUUGAGUGGUAUUCUUCCGGAAAAGGUGUCUGAUAAAUGGAGUGAUGUCGAAAGAAUGCUUGAUGGUCUAGGAACUUCUCUAGACUCUUUCUACAAACAUGCAGAAGAUAUGGUUCAUUUGUCCAAGUCAUCACUCUUUGAGUGGCAGCAGGAGAAGGAGCUUCAAGCAGAAAUUGAAGCGAUGGUGAUCCAGAAUUGUAUUAGAGGUCUCCAAGAAGAGUUUGAACAGAGAUUGUGGGAUCGAAAUACUCAGUUUUACGGUAAUGGAAGUGCAAGUUGGUUUGAAAAGGUGAAAGAGCUUUCAAGUUUACGUCAGGAAUUGGAUGCCAUCGCCAAGUCACUGUCCUUACCUGAAAGUGGGCAGCUAAUUUCUCAUGGUUCCUUGGAGCACCGGAAGUCUUCAGGUCAUCAUGUUUCAAAUGGCAAUCAUGAUGAGUCAGUAAUUACUAUGCCAGAAAAUUUGGAAGCUACCCAGCUAAAGCACAUGAGCAGGGAAGAAUUGUUUCAUUAUCUCAAGACUGAAAUGACUAAAAUGAAGAGACACCAUGAGUCAAAAGUGCAAGAGAUGACAGAAGAGUUUUUCAGCCUCAAGAGGGAGUACUUAAGAGAAAGGGGGUCUGCUUUGCCAGUGAGGAAGGAUAAGGAUUUUGACACACUGAGGAAAAAGAUCCCUGAAGUCAUUCUGAAAUUGGAUGACAUUCUUAUUGAAACUGAGAAAGUGCCUGCAACGAGCAACAAUGCAGAGAGUCUUGACGAUAUGAAGGACAAACUAGAAUCCCUUCAUUUAGAAAACCUCGAACUACAAGACUUGCUUGCACAAAAGAAAAGGGAAAUAAAGUACCUUUCCUCACAAGUUUCUGUUGCUGCAGAGAAAAUGUCGCAACAUUCUCUAGCGGAGGUAAACUUGUUGAGAAUGAUCACAAAUCUUAAAAGUUCAAUAGAAGAUACACAUAUUGAAGCUACAAUCAGUGAAGAUCUGCGUGAAAUAAUUCUCAAGGAGUUUGUGAGCCAGAUCCAAUGCUUCAGUAAAGAAUCAGACCUGGAGUAUGACAUCAGGGAGGGAAUUUAUGAAAUUAUAUUCAGAGAAGUAGCUCAAAAUGCCAAACCUGCUAGCAAGGUGGAAAUUGAAGAUUCAGAUAUGGAGUCCAUCAUUACUCAAGGGCUGCUGGAAGUUGUACUUCAAGAGGCCUUCAAGGAAGCUGAGGAGAAACUUAGUAGCUUGAACCUAAAAUGCACUGAGGAAAAUGAAGUUCGAUUGUCACUUGAGAAGGAAGCCAUGGAAAAAGAAAAGGCACUAAGAUUGAGUAUUGCAGAGAAAGAAGAAUUGGAGCAAGAUAUACAAUUAUUAACAGCAACAAUUCAAGAAAAGGACAAACUAUUGCAGGAAUCAGCUGAUGCAAUGGACAAGGAGAAGGAAAAUUUUGAGUUUGUUUCUCAAGAGCUUGACAAUUUAAGGGUUCAGACAAGUCGGCAGCAUCUCAUAAUUUCACAAAAUAGUGAAGAAUUAGAUAUCAUCAAACAUGAUUUGCUUGAGGCAUUGGACAAAAACAAACUGUACGAGGGGGAGAUUAGCAAGUUGCAAGAGAGGAUUCAGCUACUAACAAAGAACUUGAGGAAAACCGCUGAAGAGAAAAGCAUGCUACUUGCUGUUUCUCAAGAGAAGGAAUCAUUGAUUGAAGCAAGAGAAAGGGAGCACAGGGAGCGAGUGGAUUCAAUAAUUGUUCUUGUCAAUGGAUUAUCAAGAGCAGUUGCUGAUUUUGAAAGCAGAGCUGCAGAAGAAAUCAAAAGAAGUAGCUUGAGGUUGGAAAAUCUGAGUUCACAAUUGGGCUCUCUUUUUCAUAAGACUAGUAUGCUUAAAAGAAUGGGAUUGCUGUACAAGCAGAAGUUGGAAAGUAGGUGUUCUGACCUUCAAAAGGCUGAAGCUGAGGUUGAUCUUUUGGGUGAUGAGGUGGAAAAUCUUUUAAGCCUUCUAGAAAAGAUAUACAUAGCACUGGAUCAUUAUUCCCCAAUAUUGAAACAUUAUCCUGGAAUUAUGGAGAUUCUAAAGCUAGUUAGAAGAGAAUUGAAUGGAGAGUCUACGAAAGCACAUUGA
This is a messenger RNA of Dovyalis caffra, 2622 nucleotides long. The record is from the annotation of a GenBank genome assembly. NCBI's taxonomy places the organism in Eukaryota, Viridiplantae, Streptophyta, Magnoliopsida, Malpighiales, Salicaceae.